CACUCAGCGCCCGGCGAGGUGGACGCGCACGGACGCGUGGCCGCGCACGUUCGAGCAAAUAAUUUAAACGGGAACGAGUACGUGCGCGCACUCGUAUUCUUUGUGUGGCAGCGUAGAGAAGCGCCAAAAGAGUGACCAUGGCUGAUGAAAAACCAAAGGAAGCGGUGAAGACGGAAAACAACGAACACAUAAACCUGAAGGUAGCAGGUCAGGACGGAUCUGUAGUGCAGUUCAAGAUCAAAAGACACACGCCGCUCAUCAAACUCAUGAAGGCCUACUGCGAGAGACAGGGACUGUCGAUGAGGCAAAUCAGGUUCAGAUUUGACGGACAGCCAAUAAACGAGACAGACACACCAUCACAGUUGGAAAUGGAAGACGAAGAUACAAUCGAUGUGUUUCAACAACAGACGGGAGGCCUGAUUUAAUCCCUCCUCAACACGACCGACUCUCCCGGCCUCACAACUCGUCCAACCGUCUCCACAGAAUUCCACGCAGAAGAAGUUUUCAUUUCUCUGCCGCACAUAACUGCUGUAUAGUAUUUUCAUUCUCGCCCCUCCGCCCUGUUACUUUUCUGUCUUUGUACAUAAACCACAUCCACGUCACCCUGAGUUCAGGUUUCUGUCUGUUCAUGCCGUCUUGUGGUAAAUGUCGAGCACUUCCCUUCCCAGCGUGAAGGCUUUGCUCUAAAGAUGCAGACAUGGUGAAAGAGUGAGGAAUAAUUAACUGACUUUGUUGAUCACAUAUUGUUGAGCUCGUCUUGGUCAGCGUCCAGCAAAUCUGUCCUUGAGGUUUUUCCACUCGUUGUCACUUGCUGGGUUGUCAUUUGGUUUUCUGUCAUCUUCAGUAAAAAAUAUUUGAUUUUAUACAUUUUUUAUAUAGUAGUGGAUGUGUAGGAAAAUGCUUUGAUUAAUCACUUCAAAAUUUUGGGAAGCCUGAUGAGGAUGUUUCAGUAAAAACAAACAUCUGUAUUGUCUAAGAUGCCUGUUCAAAUAAAGCUGUUGUCUUUUUUCCAAGCUUUCA
Molecule: messenger RNA, 1020 nt
Organism: Amphiprion ocellaris (clown anemonefish)
Lineage: Eukaryota; Metazoa; Chordata; Actinopteri; Pomacentridae
Product: small ubiquitin like modifier 2
Exons: 4
Coding region: 138-425 (95 amino acids)
Biological process (GO): protein sumoylation
Cellular component (GO): nucleus
Molecular function (GO): ubiquitin-like protein ligase binding; protein tag activity
Source: RefSeq, a predicted model, not a curated record